Molecule: messenger RNA, 2522 nt
Organism: Artibeus jamaicensis (Jamaican fruit-eating bat)
Lineage: Eukaryota; Metazoa; Chordata; Mammalia; Chiroptera; Phyllostomidae
Gene: TYSND1
Product: trypsin like peroxisomal matrix peptidase 1
Exons: 4
Coding region: 92-1798 (568 amino acids)
Biological process (GO): regulation of fatty acid beta-oxidation; protein processing
Cellular component (GO): peroxisome
Molecular function (GO): serine-type endopeptidase activity
Source: RefSeq, a predicted model, not a curated record
CCUCGGGGUGGCGCAGUGUGGGGUUCACGGGUGGCCAUCGGUUUCUCGCUGGUUCUGUAGUUUUGGAAGUCUGGGCGCAGGUCCUAGAGGCAUGAGGCGACAAUGGGAACCUGCCACGAGGCUAGGCGAGCAAGCGGGCUGUGUGGUGAGCGCCUCUCGGGCCGGGCAGCCCGAGGCUGGCUCGUGGAGCUGCAGUGGGGUGAUCCUGAGCCGAAGUCUGGGCCUAGUGCUUUGCCAUGGCGGCAUCUUAACCCCUUUUCUGCGGGCUGGCAGCAGGGUGCUGACUCAGGCCGAUGCCACCAUCCUGCCUGGCGACAGUUGCGGGGAUGACCUGUGCCUGCACGUGCAGUGGGGCCCAACGGCCGCGAGUCCCGCAGGCCGCGUGGAGUGGGGCCGCCUUGGGUUAUGCAUGCCCCAGUGCGCAGGCCUGGAACCCAGUCCCCCGGCCCGGCACCGUAGCCGGCCCCUGGAGUCCCCUCAUCCUGCCGAUUUGUUGCUGCUGCUGAGCUGCCCGGACUUCCGGGCCCACUUCGCGUGCCUCUUCGGGAGCGGAAGCGAGGCGGCCGAGCAGUGGCGCUUUUCGAGUGCAGCAAGGGAGGAGGAAGUGUCAGAGGAUGAGGAGGAGGAUCAGCUGAGAGCGCUGGGCUGGUUCGCGCUGCUGCGUGUGAGGCACGGCCUGGAGGAGGAGGCGGACAUGCGUGGGCCAGCUGUGGCCGUGGUGCCUCUCGGGGCCCUGUCCAAGGGCACUCCGCUGCUGGCCUGUGGCACCCCGUUUGGGUCCUUCUGCCCGGACAUCUUUCUCAAUACGCUCAGCCGUGGCGUGCUCAGCAACACUGCGGGCCCGCUACUGCUCACGGAUGCACGCUGCCUGCCGGGGACAGAGGGUGGCGGCGUGUUCACGGUGAGACCUGCGGGGGCACUGGUGGCGCUGGUGGCGGCGCCCCUCUGCUGGAAGGCCCACGAGUGGGUGGGCCUCACACUGCUCUGCGCUGCUGCACCUCUCCUCCGCGCCGCCCGUGACGCUCUCCGUUCCCUGCGCCCUAGCACAGCUUCCCUCGCCGCUCUCCUACCCCCCGAGUUGGGCGCCCCGUGGGCCCUGCCACUCCCAGAGCCCGGACUCCCGUGGGUAGCCGCAGCUGUGCUGGUGGAGUGUGGCACCGUCUGGGGCUCCGGAGUGGUCAUGGCACCCCGCCUCGUGGUGACCUGUCGGCAUGUGGCACCCUGCAAGAUGGCCAGAGUCCUAGUGUGCCCCACCAUCCCCAAGAGCUCCAAGAUCUGGGGACACGUGGUGUUUGCCACUCAGGAGACAUCUCCGUAUGACAUAGCAGUGGUGAGCCUGGAGAAAGAACUAGAGGGUGUCCACGUGCCUGUGCCCACUGAGCACUUCCAUGAAGGUGAGGCCGUCAGCGUGGUGGGUUUUGGCGUUUUUGGCCAGGCUUGCGGGCCCUCAGUGACCUCAGGCAUCCUGUCAGCUGUGGUGCGGGUGGAUGACACACCAGUGAUGCUGCAGACCACAUGUGCUGUGCAUGGUGGCUCCAGUGGCGGACCUCUCUUCUCUACCUCCUCAGGGGACCUUCUGGGCAUUGUUGCCAGCAACACCCGGGACAAUAACACGGGGGCCACCUACCCACACCUGAACUUCAGCAUUCCCAUCACAGUGCUCCAGCCAGCCCUGCAGCGCUACAGUCAGACGGGUGACCUGGGCGGCCUCCAAGAGCUGGACCAUGUUGCCGAGCCCGUGAGGGUGGUGUGGCGACUGCAGCGGCCCCUUGCUGAGACCCCUCGGAGCAAGCUCUGAAUCUGUGUCACCCUUGGGAGAGAGGAGUAACCAUUGUAUGCCUGGGAAGUGCCAAGGUGAUGGCAGCCCCAGGAUCCUGGCUCAGCUCGCCUCGGCUGGGCAGACCCCCAUCACCACCUGCCUUGUUUGGCCUUGGAUCAAACUCCAGCCCCGUGGGUCUCCAGGCCAGUAUCCCGUUUCAGGGUGCUUUCUUCAGCCCCCACCUCUCUCUGCCCCCUGGCACUAGUCUCAGCUCUGUUACUGCCCAGCCGCCGAGCCCGGCACAGCAGUCCUGGUCCUGACAACAGAUGUGCUGGUGGGAAGGCGGGCCCAGCCCUGGUUUCGAGUCCCUUCUCUGUCUCCCCAUGGCCACUGGCCACCCGAGCCGUUGCUUCCCUGGGGCUUUGGCUCCUCUUGCUCUCUGCCUGAGUCAACAGCUGGCAGAGCCCUGGGGCCGCCUCAGAAAACCUUGGCAGAGAGACCCCACUCUGAAGACCAGAGACAAAGGAAAGGGAGCUCCCUGUUCUUCCUGACCUAUGGGGAGGCAGCGUCCUCAGAAGUCAGGACUCCCGGGUCUUCAUAUGUCAGCUGUCACUGACCUGCAGGACACUCUGACACAGUGCCUUACUUUUCCCAGCCCGUAUAAUGGGUCUCAGGAGUCUUGGCGAGGCUUGGGCUGGUUGGUGGUUAGAGCGUGUCUGGUUGGGGCUUGGGAAUAAAUGGGACCUAUGAGAGGAACUCUUUA